AUGCCGCCAAAGGGAAAGGCAAAGAAGGAGGAGAAGGAGGUCGUCGAGAAGGAUGAGCCUGAAAUCGCAGAUGGUGAUGACGACAGCGAUGACGAGUCGGAUGAGGACAUGCCCACUUUGGAGGGAGGAGCUAAGGACGAGAAGCACAAGCAGAACAGGUCGGAGAAGAAGAGCCGCAAGGCUGUCUCAAAGCUCGGCAUGAAACCCAUCCCAGGCAUCACUCGUGUGACCGUCAAGAAGAGCAAGAACAUCCUCUUUGUCAUUGCGAACCCUGACGUUCACAAAGCGCAGUCGUCAGAUACGUAUAUCGUCUUCGGUGAGGCAAAGGUUGAAGACCUUAGCGCGCAAGCCCAGGCCAACGCAGCCCAGCAGUUCACCCAGGGCCCCAGCAUGGGUGCCAAGGAGUUGGAGUCUGCAAACCAGGGUGCAGUGAUCGAGGAGGUCGACGAGGAGGAAGUCGAUGACUCAGGCGUGGAAGCCAAGGACGUGGACCUCGUCAUGCAGCAGGUCUCCUGCAGUCGGGCGAAGGCCGUGGCAGCGCUCAAGGCAAACAACAACGACAUUGUCGAGGCGAUCAUGCAGCUUUCCAGCAGCUAA
Messenger RNA from Symbiodinium pilosum, 597 nucleotides. The record is from the annotation of a GenBank genome assembly. NCBI's taxonomy places the organism in Eukaryota, Dinophyceae, Suessiales, Symbiodiniaceae.